AUGGUAGCACGAGGAAAAUAUAGUGCAAAUGGGAAUAUAACAUACUUUCCAACAGCAACAAACAUGUUGAAACUGGUAAAAGACCAUCUUUUUGGCAGUAACUGAAGUUUUUCUGAAAUGGUUGUAAAAUAUGAAAAGGUACUCACGAUCAAUAAAUUUUGAACUGCAUUAAAUUGAACGUUAUUGAAUACCAUUUCAGACUUAAUUUACGACCGAUUUCAGAAAAAUAGCUUUUCAUCUUAUUCCCAUUAUUUUUUAUUUAUUAAUAUUAUUUGAAAAUAUUACAGAUAUGGGAUUCAAAUCUUGCAGAUGGUGCAUCAUCUUAUGCUCACACAUGCCCGAGAAAACAUUCUAAAGGAGAUUAUGGUGAAAAUAUCAUAAUUCUCACAAACACUGAACAUUUGAGUCAAAUUGAUAUCGUAUGUUUUGUUUCUCUAUUUUUUCGAGAAGAACCAUCAGAAAUAAAAUGAAAUUAAGGGUCGAGAAGCAUCGUACAAAUGGUUCAACGAAUUCCAAGAAAAACAAUGGAAAUCAAAGAAAAUGAAUUUUCGUUCAGAAAAACAUCAAAGAGAUUUCGGUCACGCAACUCAAAUGAUUUGGCAAUCAACAAGAGUAGUUGGUUGUGGUUUUGAAAAAUGUAAUGGUACUACAUAUGCAUUAGUUUGUCGAUAUAAACCAAGAGGAAAUAUGGAAAAAGGUUCCAUUUAUGAAAUUGGAACAACUUGUACACAAUGUCCUGAAGGAACGUAUUGUGAAAGUGGAUUGUGUACACCUAAUGACUGA
This is a messenger RNA of Caenorhabditis angaria, 783 nucleotides long. The record is from the annotation of a GenBank genome assembly. Lineage: Eukaryota; Metazoa; Nematoda; Chromadorea; Rhabditida; Rhabditidae.